Enhydra lutris kenyoni (northern sea otter) is the source of this 3572-nucleotide messenger RNA. Its product is annotated as DNA ligase 4. Gene Ontology annotation, cellular component: DNA-dependent protein kinase-DNA ligase 4 complex; DNA ligase IV complex. The coding region runs from base 200 to 2935 and encodes 911 amino acids. The record is from RefSeq and is a predicted model, not a curated record. The transcript has 2 exons. NCBI's taxonomy places the organism in Eukaryota, Metazoa, Chordata, Mammalia, Carnivora, Mustelidae. Gene Ontology annotation, molecular function: DNA binding; ATP binding; DNA ligase (ATP) activity. Gene Ontology annotation, biological process: DNA biosynthetic process; immunoglobulin V(D)J recombination; double-strand break repair via nonhomologous end joining.
GCGCCGGAGGGCGGCCGUCCCUCCGUGCGGGGUUUCCGGGCCGCGGGCUAGGCUCGGGUUCGCCCGCGUCCGCCUCCCGGGCCGCGCUGGCCCCUGCGACGCCGCGGUCGCGCACGUUCCGACUCCGGGACCUCGUCUCCCCAGGCCCGCGGGGACGCUCGGCUCCGAGAGUUAAACCAGAGAAUUCACCAUCGCCUCCAUGGCUGCCUCGCAGACUUCACCAACUGUUGCGUCUCAUGUUCCUUUUGCAGACUUGUGCUCAACGUUAGAACGAAUACAGAGAAGUAAAGGACGAGCAGAAAAAAUGAGACACUUCAGGGAAUUUUUAGAUUCUUGGAGAAGAUUUCACGAUGCCCUUCAUAAGAACCAAAAAGAUGUCAAAGACUCUUUUUAUCCAGCAAUGAGACUUAUUCUUCCUCAGCUGGAGAGAGAGAGAAUGGCGUAUGGAAUCAAGGAAACCAUGCUUGCUAAACUUUAUAUCGAAUUGCUUAAUUUGCCUAAAGGAGGAAAAGAUGCCCUUAAACUUUUAAAUUACAGAACGCCCACCGGAACUCGUGGAGAUGCUGGUGACUUUGCAAUAAUUGCAUAUUUUGUGUUGAAACCAAGAUGUUUGCAGAAAGGAAGUUUAACCAUACAGCAGGUAAAUGACAUUUUAGACUCAAUUGCCAGCAAUAAUUCUGCCGGAAGAAAGGACCUAAUUAAGAAGAGUCUUCUUCAGCUAAUAAGUCAGAGUUCAGCACUGGAACAGAAGUGGCUUAUACGGAUGAUUGUAAAGGACUUAAAACUCGGUUUCAGUGAACAGUCCGUAUUUUCUGUUUUCCAUAAUGAUGCUGCCGAGUUGCAUAAUGUCACCACAGAUCUGGAAAAAGUCUGCAGGCAGCUGCAUGAUCCUUCUGUAGGACUCAGUGACAUUUCCAUCACUUUAUUCUCAGCCUUUAAACCGAUGCUGGCUGCUAUAGCAGACAUUGAGCGGAUCGAGAAGGACAUGAAACACCAGAGCUUCUACAUUGAAACCAAGCUUGAUGGGGAGCGCAUGCAAAUGCACAAGCAGGGUGGGGAGUACCAGUACUUCUCCCGAAACGGAUUUAACUACACGGAUCAGUUCGGCAAAUCUCCACAGGAAGGUUCUCUUACACCGUUCAUUCACAGUGCGUUCAAAACAGACAUACAGAUCUGUAUCCUGGAUGGCGAGAUGAUGGCCUUCAACCCUAACACACAGACUUUCAUGCAAAAGGGGACUAAGUUUGAUAUCAAAAGAAUGGUGGAGGAUUCUGAUCUGCAGACUUGUUACUGUGUGUUUGAUGUACUGAUGGUUAAUAAUAAAAAGCUGGGACGUGAGACCCUGAAAAAGAGGUAUGAGAUUCUUACCAGUGUUUUUACACCAAUACCAGGCAGGAUAGAAAUAGUGCAGAAGACACAAGCUCAUACUCAGAAAGAAGUGAUCGAUGCUUUGAAUGAAGCAAUAGAUAAAAGGGAAGAGGGGAUCAUGAUAAAACAUCCUCUGUCGAUUUACAAGCCAGACAAAAGAGGCGAAGGAUGGCUGAAGAUUAAACCGGAGUACGUGGACGGGCUGGUGGAUGAGCUGGACAUCUUAAUCGUCGGGGGCUACUGGGGUAAGGGUUCACGAGGGGGAAUGAUGUCUCAUUUCUUAUGUGCCGUAGCAGAGACGCCUCCUCCUGGUGAAAAACCGUCAGUGUUUCAUACUCUGUGCCGUGUCGGUUCAGGUUACACCAUGAAAGAACUAUACGAUCUGGGUUUGAAGUUGGCCAAACACUGGAAGCCUUUCCAUAGAAAAGCUCCACCGAGCAGCAUUUUAUGUGGAACAGAGAAGCCAGAGGUGUACAUCGAGCCUUGUCAUUCUGUCAUUGUUCAGGUUAAGGCCACAGAGAUCGUCCCCAGCGAUAUGUAUAAGACUGGCUGCACACUGCGUUUUCCACGAAUUGAGAGGAUCAGAGAAGACAAAGAGUGGCACGAGUGCGCCACCCUGGACGGGCUGGAGCAGCUUCGCGGAAAAGCGUCGGGAAAGCUGGCUUCUAAACACCUUUACGUCGGCGACAGCGAUGAGCCACAAGAAAAGAAGCGGAAAGCUGCCCCGAAGAUGAGGAAAGUUAUCGGCAUUAUCGAGCACUUAAAAGCACCCAACCUUUCUAAUGUAAACAAAGUGUCUAAUAUAUUUGAAGACGUGGAGUUCUGUGUCAUGAGCGGCACGGACGGCCAUCCGAAGCCCGAUCUGGAGAACAGAAUUGCAGAAUUUGGGGGUUACAUAGUGCAGAAUCCAGGCCCAGACACGUACUGCGUCAUUGCAGGGUCCGAGAACAUCAGAGUGAAAAAUAUAAUUUCUUCGGACAAACACGAUGUUGUCAAGCCCGAGUGGCUGUUGGAGUGUUUUAAGACCAAAAGCUGCGUGCCGUGGCAGCCUCACUUUAUGAUUCACAUGUGCCCGUCGACAAAGGAGCAUUUUGCCCGUGAAUACGAUUGUUACGGUGACAGUUAUUUCGUUGAUACGGAUUUGAACCGACUGAAGGAAGUGUUCUCAGGAAUUAAAAAUUCUGGCGCACAAGCUCCUGGAGAAAUGCCCUCUGUGAUUGCUGAUUUAGAGCAUCGGUAUUCCUGGGACCGCUGCCCUCUCAGUAUGUUUCGGCACUGCAUUGUUUACGUGGACUUGUAUGCGGUUAUUAAUGACUUGAGUACCAGCGUCAAGGGAACAAGAUUAACCGUUACGGCUUUGGAGCUUCGAUUUCAUGGAGCCAAAGUGGUUUCUCGUUUAGCUCAGGGAGUGUCUCAUGUCAUCGUUGGGGAGGAUCAGAGACGUGUGGCAGAUUUAAAAGCUUUUCGAAGAACUCUUAAGAGAAAGUUUAAAAUCCUGCAACAAGAUUGGGUCAUUGAUUCAAUAGACAAGUGUGAGUUGCAGGAGGAAAAUCGGUAUUUGGUUUAAAGCUAGCUUUUCUACAGAGGAAAGCAUGUGGUCCAGUGGCAAGGGGUGACAAGGGGUUGUGACAAGGGGUCCUGAUAAAAAAUGAAACUGUAUUUUAUUUUUAAUCCCUUAAAAUUUAUGCUUAAACAGUAUUAUGAGAUACAGAAAAACAAUUUAAAUAUAUGAGAUAGACAAGACACUGAAUGGACCAAAGCCAAGAAAUAAAAAAUUCUUUUAGCCAUGUGGUAUUCAGUGACUUUUAAAACCAAGAUGAAAUAAACAGUUUAAUGAAGAGACAUUUAUAUAAUAUCCCUAUAGAAUUUGAGAAUUUUGACUCAAAUAUUAAUUGGUUACAUUCAUAAGCUUUUAGAGUCAUUAAAAGUAUUGAUCUAAGUGGAUUUUCUGAGGUCAAAAUUUUAAUAGUUUUUAUCUAAUUAAAGCAUUACAAGAAAGAAGCAGAAUUGCUAUAAUGCACUUAUAAAAAUAUUUCUUUUAAAUUGAAGGCUAACAUUCUUUCAAGUGUGAAAUGUAAACAAAUUUAUUUUUUAAGGUUAAGGGCAAGCUCAUGAAUAAAACCUUGUUGAUGUCAUUAGGUAAAUUAGGAGAAAUAACUUAAAAUUAGAUGAAUUUAAUUAAAAGAAACUUGAAGUUUUAAAGU